This is a messenger RNA of Racocetra persica, 395 nucleotides long. NCBI's taxonomy places the organism in Eukaryota, Fungi, Glomeromycota, Glomeromycetes, Diversisporales, Gigasporaceae. The record is from the annotation of a GenBank genome assembly.
CAAAAGAAAGAAUACGUGCAACGCAAGCAUGUAAGGCAUGCAAGGUUAAGAAAACAAAAUGUUCCGGACACACCGGACCGAAACCGUGUGCCAAAUGCCAACAACGCGGUUCUGAAUGUGUUUUCGAAGCAAUUAUACCUAGAAGAGGUCCUGACCCUAAAAAACGGAACCUUAAUAUACAAAAGGAUGGAGGAGACAAAGUCUCACCAUCAAACUCGGACUACGGUCCGCUGGUUUUUGAUUAUGAAAAAGACCCGUCAUAUAUUUCAACUCCACCGUCUCCUAUCCCACCUGGCUAUUCCUCUUCCAUGGCUAGUUCUCCACGUGAGUUUUCCUCGACCCCAGUUAAUGGUUUCCAAGACCUUCCAUUUGAGCCGUAUCAUGAUGAUCCUGAG